AUGAAUGAUGAUUUCGAUAAUAUUGCUUUCAUACCAAAUUAGAUAGCAGAAUAAGCAUUUUAAAAAGGAGUGAAGGAAGGAAAAGCUAAAGUAGAUGCAAAUAUAUACAAUGAUUCAUAUAUUAAAGGAUGGAAUAAAGGAGCUAUUGUAGGUAUGAUUGAAUCCUAGAUCUCAAUUUUGAAAAUCAUUGAUCCUACUCUAUAAACACAAAAAUAUGAAGAACAGCUAAAACAUUUAGAUUAAGUCGAGGACCUAAUCAAUUUAAGAAAAGCCCUAACAAAACUAUAUCCAUUAAAAGGACUUAUAUAAUUAAAAAAACAAAGUUUAGAUUUCUGAU
This is a messenger RNA of Paramecium pentaurelia, 337 nucleotides long. The record is from the annotation of a GenBank genome assembly. Lineage: Eukaryota; Ciliophora; Oligohymenophorea; Peniculida; Parameciidae.